AUGGUCGUCCGUCCGUAUUUCACCAAAGAAGGAAAAGUACUUCCUUUCGACAAAGUCUUAGAGCUUGAACAAAUCGACGAGUCGACAUUCCGCUCGAUAACCAGAAGCUACUCGGCAACAGGAAGAGAAACCGGGAGUUAUGGGGGUCAUAUCUUUGCGCAAGCUGCAUGGGCUGCAGCACAAACUGUGAAAGAAGGAUUCCUAAUACAUAAUAUCACCGGCUGGUUUAACCUUGUUGGAAACCCCAACGAGCACUUCACCUACCACGUGGAGAAAAUCCGCGAUGGCUACAGCUACUGCUCUCGCAACGUAACCGUGACCCAAGCCGCAGCAAAGGGAAGCACGUUCACAUGCGUAUGUUCUUUCAAGCGCGAAGAAACCGCAUCAGUCGAUGCCCAAGCGCACAUCAACCUAAAAGAAACGUACCACGAAGUACUGCAAGACCGAGAAAACGAACCAAUGCAACACUCUGUAAGCCCUAGUAACGACUGCGCCGAAUUCGUCGAAGACUACCUCCCAGUCCAUCCCGAGCACUUCAACCCAGCCCCCGGCCUGCAUUUCCGAAAAGUCGAAAUGGCAGCCUACAACCGCACCCGCGCACCACUCGACCGAAAGCAACUGAACUUCUACUCACUGCGAGGAUCGCUCCCCUUGCCUACAGCACCGUUCCCACCUCCGACGGAUCCCAAGAAAAUGAAUCUGACAAGAGAAGCAAACCUGCACGCUUGCACCCACCUCUACGCCUCAGACUGCCAAUCCCCCCAGAUCGUCCCGCGACACCUCGAUAAACCCCGCGACUUCACACACAUGGCAUCGCUGAGCCACAGCGUGAUUUUCCACACUGGCAUUCGCGAUCUGAUGAUGGCUCCUGAACCGCGUGUCGAUCAUCCGGACGCUGAUCCCACACUUUGGGAAGAUGGGGCUUUGCCAGUGUGUAAUCUGGAGGGGUACGGGAAGGGAGAUCGGGAUGGCAGGAAGUGGUUUGUGCAGGAGUCGUGGGUUACGCGGGCGGCGGAGGGGAGGGCGCUGUAUGUGAGUCGCAUGUGGGAUUAUGAGAGGGGGGUGCAUGUUGCAACUAGUUUCCAGGAUGGGUUGAUUAGGUUUAGGGAAGAUGCAAAGUUGUAG
Messenger RNA from Bipolaris oryzae ATCC 44560, 1125 nucleotides. RefSeq lists its product as uncharacterized. The record is from RefSeq and is a predicted model, not a curated record. Lineage: Eukaryota; Fungi; Ascomycota; Dothideomycetes; Pleosporales; Pleosporaceae. Gene Ontology annotation, biological process: fatty acid catabolic process; acyl-CoA metabolic process. Gene Ontology annotation, molecular function: fatty acyl-CoA hydrolase activity. The coding region runs from base 1 to 1125 and encodes 374 amino acids. The transcript is spliced from 2 exons. Gene Ontology annotation, cellular component: peroxisomal matrix.